This is a messenger RNA of Schistosoma mattheei, 1635 nucleotides long. NCBI's taxonomy places the organism in Eukaryota, Metazoa, Platyhelminthes, Trematoda, Strigeidida, Schistosomatidae. The record is from the annotation of a GenBank genome assembly.
AUGAUCGAUGGGUCAACAUGCAAAUCUUAUCGUUACUUGUUGUGUGUGUUGGUCGUAUCUUACUGCUCUCUGUUCGGGAACUCCGAUGCAUUGCAGUCAGUUUGGCGGGCUAUAACACUCAUGGCUGUUUCUGUACCUUGCUUGAAAGUAACAGUAGAUGUUGAUGGUUGUGAUGUACCGGCUGAACAGAAAGACCAAAUAUUGUCACCAAUUUAUUGUUCAUGUCAGUCUGAAUUUUGCAACUGCGAUUUAUCACCACUUAGGUUUUCCAAAAGGAAGGAUGAAAUAUUAGAACAGGGUUAUAGAUCAAAUGCUCUUCAUAUUUGGGGUACUCACAAUCUUAGUACAGAGGAUGUUUUAUCUUGGUUAUCUGAUUACAGCCCAAAAUGUAUCGAAUGGAUAAAUGAUGCAUCAUGCAAUGUCGUGUUUGAAGAUGAAAAUACUGUUCUACGCGCUAUAGCCGAUUUCGCUGAACCAUUUGAUCGUCGUGUUGCAUUAGCUGCAGCUGCUGCUUUGGCCUCACUCUUAGAAAAAGAUGAUAUUAAUGAUGUAGGCUUGAGUCAGUCAGAUAAUUUAGACGAAAUAUUUGAAGAUCGUAAAUCUCUGACAUUAUCAAAUGAAACACUGGAUUCUAUUGAACAAUUUUCUCAACAUCUACCUCCAACCGGACGUUGGUAUAAGGCAUUAUCAGUUCCACCCCAAACAAUAUCACUUUUUCUACGAUUCCCACAUAAAACGGAUGUAAAACUACCUGGGGCAGAACGUCGAAGUCUUUAUUACCGCCGUUUUGGUAACCCUAAUUAUGGUGGAAUGACUGGUAUUUUAAGUCGUUCAUACAGACGUCGUGUUCGGAUAUCGCGAAUUAAAUCCAGCAACGAUCCAAAUGGUGACUCGCGUCAUAUUGAAAGUUUAUCUGCACAAUUUGCCGAGUUGGUUGCCAACGCUUAUGAUGAUCCCGAUUCAGUAGUUAGUCAAAUCGUUGGUAAUAGCAACUACAAUAUAUGGAAUUCGGCUUCUCAAGCACCUGCACCUGAGCGCCCACUUAUUGUUUACGAUAAUCUGUAUGACGAGUCAGAUCAAGUAGCUCAUCCCGCAAUAUUUCCCAAAUAUACUACAAAGUCUAACACAAGACAGCGUCGAAAUGCUAGUGAGUUUCCUGUACCUAAACCUCGACGACAGCCUCACAAAUGGCCUCGUCGAGAUCGCGGUCCAAUACCAAAUCGCUGGUUGACGAAUGAAGACGAUGACGAAGAUGAGGAUGAUAUAUUUGAAACUCCAGAACCUGGGACGAUUGUAGUUUUAGAUCCACGGGAACCAUGGGGGAGUGCAUUGUCUGGUGACUCUAAACCAUCCCUGCGCUCAAGUGGCUCCAGUCGUGUCAAACCUGCUAAUCGUCAUUAUCCUCGUAGCAUUGCAACAGUAACAUUAAUGCCUGAUACCGAUGUUAAUGAUGAUAUUAAUUUAGUUGAGGACGAAAAUGCCCUCAGAACCAGGCGUUUGUUGGCGUCAAUGAGCAUGGUUGCAGAUAUAGAAUCCAACUCCGGAAGACCUCGGUCUGUUUCAGAACGUCUUGGUGUUCCUGGAAAUCGUCCAAUUAAAUCACGUAAACCAAAUAUUUGGCAACGCUUGGGCUAA